AUGGCGGCCGGCGGCGGCGGAGGCAGCAGCAAGGCCUCCUCCUCGUCGGCCUCUUCGGCAGGGGCUCUGGAGUCCUCGCUGGAUCGAAAGUUCCAGUCGGUAACUAACACGAUGGAAUCCAUUCAAGGCCUGUCGUCCUGGUGUAUAGAGAACAAGAAACACCACAGCACCAUCGUGUACCAUUGGAUGAAGUGGCUGCGGAGAUGUGAGUGUUGGGGCGUCCGGGGCAGGGAAGGCUGGGGACGGAGAGGGACAGUCAGCGCUACACUCGGGGGGCUCUCGGCGCGGUGGCCCUCGCAGGAGCUGGGCCCCGAGGGCCCCCCAGACCAGGCUCCAUUCCCUGCCCGGCUUGCCCCGGAGUGCUCUAUUCUCGGGAUUUUUAAGCCAGCGACUUGGUCUGACCUUGGGCCCAACGCCCAGGUCCAUCAAGAUUUCCCUGCUCGAGUGAAGGACCCAUCUGUGUCUAAGUCUGUAGAACGAAUCUUUAAAAUCUGGGAAGACAGGAAUGUAUACCCAGAAGAAAUGAUCAUGGCAUUGAGAGAAGCUUUGAGUACCACUUUCAAAACUCAGAAGCAGCUGAAAGAAAAUCUGAACAAACAACCGAAUAAGCAGUGGAAGAAAUCACAAACAUCUACAAAUCCAAAAGCUGCUCUCAAGUCUAAAAUAGUUGCUGAAUUCCGAUCUCAGGCCCUCAUUGAAGAGCUACUGCUCUACAAGCGCUCAGAAGAUCAGAUAGAAUUGAAGGAGAAACAGCUGUCGACUAUGAGGGUGGAUGUGUGCAGCACAGAAACUCUGAAAUGCUUAAAAGAUAAAACAGGGGGAAAGAAGUUUUCUAAAGAAUUUGAAGAGGCAAGCUCUAAGCUGGAAGAAUUUGUGAACGGAUUAGAUAAACAGGUGAAAAAUGGACCCUCACUAACAGAAGCCCUGGAGAAUGCUGGCAUUUUCUAUGAAGCACAGUACAAAGAAGUAAAAGUGGUGGCUAAUGCAUAUAAAACCUUUGCUAACCGCGUAAAUAAUUUAAAGAAGAAAUUGGAUCAGUUAAAGUCAACCCUUCCUGAUCCUGAAGAAUCCCCAGUCCCUUCCCCAAGCAUGGAUGCUCCCUCCCCAACUGGUUCUGAGUCUCCAUUUCAAGGAAUGGGAGGUGAGGAGUCCCAGUCACCAACUGUCGGGAGCGAGAAAUCUGCCACACCCGAACCUGUGACGGACAAUCGUGAUGUGGAAGACAUGGAGCUCUCAGAUGUGGAAGAUGAUGGAUCCAGAAUCAUUGUAGAGGACAGGAAGGAUAAGCCUGUGGAGAAGACAGUUGUCUCCACUUCUGUACCUACAAAGCCAACGGAAAGUAUCUCAAAAGCUUCCUCGUGUGCUCCAGUGCCUGCGACCAUGACAGCAACCCCAGCUCUUCCAAAGCCUGUGAAUACGUGUCUUCUGUCCCCUUCCCCAGCUUUGGCUUUGCCAAACCUGGCUAAUGUGGAUCUAGCAAAGAUCAGUUCCAUCCUUAGCAGUCUGACUUCAGUCAUGAAAAAUACUGGGGUCAGUCCUGCAUCAAGACCCUCUCCAGGAACUCCUACCAGUCCCAGCAACCUUACCAGCACCCUGAAAACACCUGCACCUGCCACAACCACACCCCACAACCCUCUGGCAAAUAUCCUCUCGAAGGUGGAGAUCACCCCUGAGAGCAUUCUGUCUGCUCUUUCCAAAACGCAGACACAGUCAGCCCCUGCUCUGCAAGGUCUGUCGUCUUUACUUCAGAGUGUUACUGGGAACCCAGCUCCAGCCAGUGAAGCUACAUCCCAGAACACUUCAGCCUCCCCUGCUAACACCACAGUCUCUACUAUAAAGGGAAGAAAUGCACCCUCCAAUACCCAGUCAUUUAUUCCCAAAAGUUUCAACUAUUCUCCUAAUUCAUCAACUUCUGAAGUCUCUUCAACUUCAGCCAUCAAGGCAUCAAUAGGGCAAAGCCCAGGGCUUCCAAGCACUACUUUUAAACUGCCGUCCAACUCUCUAGGGUUUACUGGUACCCACAAUACUAGCCCUGCUGCCCCACCUACUGAAGUUGCCAUGUGCCAAUCUUCAGAGAGCUCCAAGCCAAAACUGGAGUCAGAGUCCACCUCCCCAAGUCUGGAAAUGAAGAUCCACAACUUCUUAAAAGGUAAUCCUGGUUUCAGUGGCUUAAAUUUAAACAUCCCAAUCCUGAGCAGUUUGGGAUCCAGUGCCCCACCAGAGAGCCACCCCUCAGACUUCCAGCGUGGCCCUACUAGCACCUCAAUCGACAACAUUGAUGGAACCCCCGUACGUGAUGAACGGAGUGGGACUCCCACCCAGGAUGAGAUGAUGGACAAGCCCACAUCCAGCAGUGUAGAUACUAUGUCCCUGCUUUCUAAGAUCAUUAGCCCCGGUUCCUCAACACCCAGCAGUACAAGAUCUCCACCCCCUGGGAGAGAUGAAAGCUACCCCCGGGAGCUCUCCAAUUCCGUAUCUACAUAUCGACCCUUUGGCCUGGGCAGUGAAUCUCCCUAUAAUCAGCCUUCUGAUGGAAUGGAGAGACCAUCUUCCCUGAUGGACUCUUCACAGGAAAAGUUCUAUCCAGACACUUCCUUCCAAGAAGAUGAGGAUUAUCGAGAUUUUGAGUAUUCAGGGCCUCCACCCUCUGCCAUGAUGAACCUAGAGAAGAAACCAGCCAAAUCUAUCCUGAAGUCAAGCAAGCUUUCUGAUGCCACCGAGUACCAGCCAAUCCUAUCCAAUUAUAGCCACAGGGCCCAAGAAUUUGGGGUAAAAUCUGCUUUCCCUCCAUCUGUAAGGGCCCUCCUGGACUCUAAUGAGAACUGUGACCGUCUUUCAUCUUCCCCUGGGCUAUUUGGUACCUUCAGCAUAAGAGGGAAUGAACCUGGGCCUGAACGGUCACCAUCACCGAGUAAGAAUGAUUCAUUUUUUGCCCCUGACUCCAACCACAAUAGCUUGUCUCAGUCUACCACUGGGCAUCUCAGUUUGCCACAGCAGUACCCAGACUCUCCUCACCCAGUCCCACAUCGUUCCCUUUUCUCUCCGCAGAAUACCCUUGCUGCUCCCACGGGCCACCCACCCACAUCAGGCGUGGAGAAAGUCCUGUCCUCCACCAUUUCCACCACAUCGACGAUUGAGUUUAAGAAUAUGCUUAAAAACGCCUCUCGCAAGUCCUCAGAUGAUAAGCAUUUUGGCCAAACCCCCAACAAAGGCACUUCAAGUGAUGGUGUCAGUCUGUCAAGUCUCGCCCAGCCCAGCCUGCCCACCUCUGAUCAGCAGCAACAAGAAGAGCACUACCGCAUAGAAACCCGCGUCUCCUCCUCCUGCUUAGACUUGCCUGAUAGCACCGAAGAAAAGGGGGCCCCUAUAGAAACUUUGGGUUAUCAUAACGCAGCCAAUAGGAGGAUGUCAGGGGAGCCAAUACAGACCGUAGAGUCCAUCCGAGUUCCUGGGAAGGGAAAUAGAGGACAUGGGCGAGAGGCUUCAAGGGUGGGUUGGUUUGAUUUGAGCACAUCAGGCAGCUCUUUUGACAAUGGUCCCUCAAGUGCCUCUGAGUUGGCAACCCUUGGGGGUGGGGGCACCGGAGGACUCACUGGCUUUAAAACACCAUACAAAGAACGGGCACCCCAGUUUCAGGAGAGUGUCGGCAGCUUUCGUUCCAACAGUUUCAACUCAACAUUUGAGCACCAUCUCCCCCCAUCCCCCUUGGAACACGGGACACCCUUCCAGAGAGAGCCAGUGGGGCCAUCUUCUGCCCCACCUGCCCCUCCUAAGGAUCAUGGUGGUAUCUUCUCGAGAGAUGCACCUGCUCACCUGCCCUCUGUGGAUCUUUCGAACCCUUUCACAAAGGAGGCAGCCCUGGCCCAUGCUGCCCCACCGCCUCCUCCUGGAGAGCACAGCGGAGUUCCUUUCCCUGCCCCACCCCCUCCUCCACCCCCUGGGGAACAUAGUGGUGGGAGUGGUGUCCCCUUUACUACACCACCACCUCCUCCACCCCCUGUUGACCACUCUGGGGUUGUACCCUUCCCCACCCCAUCGCUAGCAGAGCACGGAGUGGCAGGGGCUGUGGCAGUAUUUCCCAAGGACCAUAGUUCCCUUCUUCAGGGGACUCUAGCUGAGCAUUUUGGCGUGCUCACGGGACCCAGGGACCAUGGGGGCCCCCCUCAACGGGACCUCAACGGCCCUGGCCCUGGCCUUAGCCGUGUGCGGGAAAGCCUGAGCCUACCCUCCCACCCUCUGGAGCACCUGGGUCCAGCCCAUGGUGGAGGAGGUGUGGGGGGCAACAGCAGCAGUGGCCCCCCCUUGGGUCCCUCACACAGAGACACCAUCAAUCGGAGUGGUAUGAUUUUGCGGAGUCCCAGGCCAGACUUUCGGCCUAGGGAACCUUUUCUCAGCAGAGACCCAUUCCACAGUUUAAAGAGACCCAGGCCACCUUUUGCUAGGGGCCCUCCGUUCUUUGCACCAAAACGCCCAUUUUUCCCUCCCAGGUACUGAUGGAACCAAGGGAAAAGCAUUUGGAACAGUCUAGAGAACCUUGAAAGUAGGAGUUUGGAUUGUUGUUGUUUUUUGUUUGUUUGUGGCCCCCCCCCGCGCUUUUUAUUAUGAUAAGAGCCUGCCUUCCAAAUUGAAAAAGUUAUACAUGCCUACAUUUCAUUAUUCCAUCAAGUCCUCCCACUGCAUUCACUACUUUCCCAGAGUUGAUUGCAUUUGCUGGGAAGAAAAGCCCACAGCCAAAGCCACUUCAUUUGGCUGGGGGCUUGGAGCCUGGGGAGGAAAACCAGUCUAUAUUUUAUCCCAUCUAUUGCAGACUAUUUACUACAUUUGAAAUAAAACUUCCAUCAGUACAGAUGAUAACAUGUGCAAUGUUGGGGUGUUAUUUGGGGCUUGCCUAUCCACUAGUCAGUGGAAGGGUUCCUGUGUCCUUCCCUUUUAAGCUUGGUGACUGCUGACAGCCAAAGGAUGGGAAGCAAACCUUGGGCCUGUCAGGUUGGUUUGUUUUUGGAGAUUUUUUUUAAAGACAUGUUAAAGUUCCUUAUUCUAACAUUUUUUUUUUUUUUUUUUAAAUUAGCCUCUUCCUCCAAAGUACUAUCUGACAAUAACUUUGAGGCAUUACAAACCUCAUUCUUACUAGAAAGUUUUCUUUUUUGGAGUGAAAGGGAAGAGGCUAAGUAUAAAUCCAAGGUGAAAAUAAGCAAGUAUAAUAGAUAAAACUAGAAAAGGAACUGUUGAUGGUGGUAUAAUCUGACUAUCCUUUGUAAACAAGAAGAUAGGAUGUGUUUUGAAAGUUUUCCACAAAUCUUGUAUCAUGCUCUUGCUUCCUGCUUUUUUUUUCCUGGUCUUUCUUUUUCUUCCUCAGUUUUUACUUCUCUUUUGGCUAGAAAGUCACUAUAGUUGACCAUGGAUACAAACGUUCAACUAAGACAUUAUCCCUGUAUCUUUUAAUAAAAGAAAUAGACAUUAAUGUUAC
Octodon degus (degu) is the source of this 5467-nucleotide messenger RNA. RefSeq names its product regulation of nuclear pre-mRNA domain containing 2 (gene Rprd2). Gene Ontology annotation, molecular function: RNA polymerase II complex binding. Gene Ontology annotation, cellular component: RNA polymerase II, holoenzyme. The record is from RefSeq and is a predicted model, not a curated record. NCBI's taxonomy places the organism in Eukaryota, Metazoa, Chordata, Mammalia, Rodentia, Octodontidae. The coding region runs from base 1 to 4494 and encodes 1497 amino acids. The transcript is spliced from 12 exons. Gene Ontology annotation, biological process: mRNA 3'-end processing.